This is a messenger RNA of Gastrolobium bilobum, 868 nucleotides long. Its product is annotated as protein ELF4-LIKE 3-like. Gene Ontology annotation, biological process: positive regulation of circadian rhythm; entrainment of circadian clock. The transcript is spliced from 2 exons. The record is from RefSeq and is a predicted model, not a curated record. Lineage: Eukaryota; Viridiplantae; Streptophyta; Magnoliopsida; Fabales; Fabaceae. The coding region runs from base 227 to 571 and encodes 114 amino acids.
AUCUACAUAUUCUCUCUCUAUCUCUUUCUCUCUCUUCUGUUCUCUGAGAAGAAAAUUCACAGGACUGCUCCUUCGUGUUCUGGAGAUUUCAUUUAGUUGCCGAUCUUAUUCUCUCUCUCCAUCUUUCAAUCUCACUCUUCUUCCACAAAACAUAAUGUUGCGGGUUCAAAAGGGCUGGUUGGUUCUGACUUGAAUUAGCUUUUGACUCAAAAAAAAAAAAAAAAAAAUGGAGGGUGACACAUUCUCUGGUCUUGGCAAUGGUACCCAGAUUGAUAGCAAGGUCUUGAAUACAUUUCAAAAGAGCUUUGUUCAAGUCCAGAACAUCUUGGAUCAGAAUAGGUUACUCAUCAAUGAGAUAAACCAGAAUCAUGAGUCUAAGGUCCCUGACAACCUUACAAGGAAUGUGGGCCUUAUUAGGGAGCUCAACAACAAUGUCAGAAGAGUGGUUGACCUAUAUGCUGAUCUUUCAAGUUCCUUUACCAAAUCCAUGGAAAUUACUUCCGAGGGAGAUUCCAGUGGUGCUGUGAAAUCAGAUGGGAAAGCUGGCCACAAGCGACACAGGCCAGUGUAGAGAGUUUGUUUUCUUAAUUCUUUUGCUUGGUGGAGAAGCACAACCGCACUAUUGUGUUGAGGAGUAGAACAAGAUUUGAUUCUGUAGCUUAAGCUCUCUUGUAUUACAGGACCUUCUCUAGUUCAUCACUUACUCCUUAUAUUUCAAAUAAAAAAAAAAAAAUGAUUCCCCCCCUAAAAUUCCUCUCAUCGUAACCUUGUAAUUUUGGAUCUAAUAGAAAUUAAGCAUGCUUGUGCUAUAAUUUAAUCAUGCUGCUGUUGUUCAUACUGGAAAUAAGAAAGUCUUUUUAUUUUUAUA